Cryptomeria japonica (Japanese cedar) is the source of this 396-nucleotide messenger RNA. Its product is annotated as momilactone A synthase-like. NCBI's taxonomy places the organism in Eukaryota, Viridiplantae, Streptophyta, Pinopsida, Cupressales, Cupressaceae. The coding region runs from base 1 to 396 and encodes 131 amino acids. The transcript is spliced from 2 exons. The record is from RefSeq and is a predicted model, not a curated record.
AUGAAUAGUUUGACAGGUGGAUCAAAUGGUAUAGGUGCAGCCACAGUUAGGAAAUUUGUGGCAGAAGGUGCUUAUGUGUACGUUGUUGACAUUGAUGAAGAGGGAGGGGUUAAAGUUUCUGUUGAGACUUGGGAAAGAGUGAUAGCUAUGAAUGUUACAGGAGCUAUGUUAGGAAUGAAGCAUGGUGCAAGGGUCAUGAUUCCACACAACUCUGGUUCCAUACUCUUCAAUUGCAGUGUUUUGGGACUGAUGAAGACUGAUAAUGCCUCUCAUGGUUACAUGGCUUCCAAGAAUGCUCUAUUGGGGUUUGAUGAAGAGUGGUGCAGUGGAGUUGGCAAAGGAAGGAAUAUGUGUGAAUUCUAUGUCAUCCUUUGGGAUUGUGACAAAGAUGAUUGA